GGCACAAAAUCAUCUUUGGGAAACUAAACAAAAAAAAAAGGUGCAAUUUUGAUGGUAGACAUGGAGGCCAUCGACAAAUGGGUAGCCGAGUUUUUCAUCCGCCGUAAAACCAACCCUAGGGUUUCUCCAACCAACCUUCUCUCGGCGCUGAAACUAGGAGACUCCCCCGACGACUGCUCAAACCUAAAUCUCAAGAAGGCCUCUGUUCUGCGGCAAAUCUCCGAUUCGUUGAUCCGCGGCGACGUCGACGAGGAAACGCUCGACCUACUCGAGACUCUCGAGAAGCUUCUUCUUCAAGGAGAAGGUUCGAUGCUCACGGAGUCUCACAAGUCUGCUUACUGCUGGACGGCUGUUGAGUGCGCGGCUAGGUUCAUGUGGCCGUUGUCUGUUUCGGAGGGUUUAUACGAGGACGCUCUCGAGAGGAUAUGGACGAAGAGGAUUAGGGUUUUGAAGGGGAGCAGGAGCGGUUUGGUGAGCGGGGAGUUGUUGAGAUGGGAGGAUGAUCUGAGGAAAGCUGUGGAGGAUGCUGAGGUGUAUAGGAGGAUCCGUGAGAGUAACGUUAGGUACACUGCCGUCUGUUUUUUGAAUCGGCUUCUCCAAGAGCAGUGGGCAGUGCUUGGGAGUUCGUCUCUUGAAUCUGUUGCUCAAAGGCUGCUGCUUCUUGCGGGUGAUAAGCGCGGUGGUGGUGGUGUUCGCAGCAGAGAGGAUCCAAAUGCUGUUGAUGUUGAUGUUGAUGUUGAUGUUGAUGUUGAUGGGGACAAUAGAGAUGUUCACGGAGUGGAGAAUGAUGAGCAACAUGGAGCAGAGGAGGUGGGGAGGACACAAGAAGAUGAACCAAGUCUUGGUAAAGGGGACAAAGUGGCUGCUCGAGACCUCAAGGAUUAUUUGUUAGAGAUUCAACGACAAAUCGAGCCUUCCACCUCCACUAGGCAAAUACCAGAACCUAACACUCCUCAGGCUUCAAGGGUUAAUAGGACUGGAACAAGCAGUCAAGCGAGUGAGAAGAGUUGGAGUAGAGUUAGACCUCGUCUACCUACCCCCGUACCUCUGAAUGUAUCCCCGUUGAAUAAGAAGAAGAAGGCAAGUCCUUUACCCAGAAGGAAAAAGAAUUUUUGGAGGCUUGAAGAAGUGGAAGCUCUUAGGGAAGGAGUUAAAAAGCAUGGUACAUCAUGGAAAUAUAUAAAGAGUUUAAACCCUGUAGUAUUCGCAGAGAGGACGGAGGUGGAUUUGAAGGAUAAAUGGAGGAACAUGAAUCGGUAGAGCGGUAACAAGUUUUUGGGUUUUGAAUUGCUAUGGAGUUUUUUUUUGCCUCAGCUGUGGAGAAGAUGGUAUAGAAAGGGUCUUCUUCAACGUGGCUUAUGGAUUUAAUUCGGCCGGUAUGGUUUGGUUAAGACUGGUUUAACAUGUAUAAUUAGCCUAUGUUUCGUUGGAACGAAACAACACUUUUUUUUUUGUGUAUGCUUGCUUUUAAUUGGCUCAGCGGUUUGUUGUUGUCGGUUAGGAACUUGGCUUGUCUCUUUCUGAUCAGAUCUUCUGAUUGGUAAGAUAUGGGUACAGAAUGGUUAUAUAUGUUUUGACUAUUUGCGUCA
Messenger RNA from Raphanus sativus (radish), 1589 nucleotides. RefSeq lists its product as uncharacterized. The transcript is spliced from 3 exons. The record is from RefSeq and is a predicted model, not a curated record. The coding region runs from base 52 to 1260 and encodes 402 amino acids. NCBI's taxonomy places the organism in Eukaryota, Viridiplantae, Streptophyta, Magnoliopsida, Brassicales, Brassicaceae.